This is a messenger RNA of Hibiscus syriacus, 681 nucleotides long. RefSeq lists its product as uncharacterized. The record is from RefSeq and is a predicted model, not a curated record. The transcript is spliced from 2 exons. NCBI's taxonomy places the organism in Eukaryota, Viridiplantae, Streptophyta, Magnoliopsida, Malvales, Malvaceae. Bases 1 to 681 code for a protein of 226 amino acids.
AUGAAAAUCCUCUCUAAAAUUCUUAACAUUGCUGCUGCCAAAGGGAUUUUUGGGUAUCACCCUAAAUGCAAAAAUAUUGCUCUUACUCAUCUAUCAUUUGCAGAUAAUCUCUUAAUUUUUUGCAAAGGAAAUCUUGAAUCUAUUGCUGGAAUCAUCUUUGUCUUAAAUCAUUUCUAUGACUUGUCUGGUCUUAAGCUUAAUGUUAGCAAGACUGAACUGUAUGCUGUUGGAAUUUCCUCUAGAAAUCUUGAAAUUAUCAAAUGCACUUCUGGUUUCAAUCAAGGAUUUCUUUCUGUAAGACAAUUCAUCCUCUAUCAAACUGUUAUCAACCGAAUUGAUCAGCUCUGUUCUCGUUUACUUUGGAAAAGAACUGAUCAGGCAACAAUUGGAGCUAGGGUCAGCUGGGCAAAACUCUGCUGCCCUAAAUCUGAAAGAGGCCUAGGCUUGAAGAACAUUAAAUCAUGGAACACUACAUGUACGAUUCAGCUUAUUCGUAAUAUUCUUGCAAGAGAAGGAUCACUUUGGGUCGCUUGGUUAAAAUGCUAUAUAUUUAAGAACGAUAACUUCAGGGACAUGGCUAAAAGUACCUCUCACAGCUGGAGCAUCAAGAAAUUAUUGAAGCCCAGAACUACAGCUCUGCACGUUCUUAAUGCAGGAACUAAAACUGCUAAUGAUGUUUAG